Messenger RNA from Penicillium subrubescens, 603 nucleotides. RefSeq lists its product as uncharacterized. NCBI's taxonomy places the organism in Eukaryota, Fungi, Ascomycota, Eurotiomycetes, Eurotiales, Aspergillaceae. The coding region runs from base 1 to 603 and encodes 200 amino acids. The record is from RefSeq and is a predicted model, not a curated record. The transcript has a single exon.
AUGGCUGCUCCUCGUGAGUUCAGCUUGACAUUCGAAACUACCCCGCCAGCGGCAGUCUGCCCCGGUCUCCCAUUCACUGUCCCCGUCAUAGUCGCCGUACGACCCAUUGGAACACCCUCUCACACGGUACAACUAGUCGCCAGCGCCAGUCUGCGCGAUGAAGCCGGCACGAGCGCUGCCACUGGACUCGGCGGCAGUCUCACCGCAAUGGUGCGGAGCCGCACCGAGCCCUCAAUGAGCGGCUACGCCAAAUUCGCCGGACUCACCAUUUCGCGACCAGGCAAAUACCGCAUCCGCGUCAUGCUCAGUACAUCCUCCGUCAACGGCGUUAUGACCAAAGAAUGCGUUGAUUCGGGAGUUAUCCAUGUGCACGCCGCUGCGCCGGCGGCCCAAAGGCCAAGUGGGUCUUUCUCUUUUUCCUUCCCUUUCACCCUAUCCUAUCAAUUCGAUAUCACCUCCGGCUUUUGUCCAGAGCGCCCCCACUCCUCUUUACCGAAGCGCUGGAUCACCGAGAUGGCUACGGCAUGGUAUUGGGUCCCUUUCCAGGGACUUGGAAUGGUUACCCCUCUGAUUGCCGUUUCUGGACGCUUGCUGAUGUUUUGA